Messenger RNA from Schistocerca cancellata (South American locust), 1038 nucleotides. Its product is annotated as serine/threonine-protein phosphatase 6 regulatory ankyrin repeat subunit A-like. The record is from RefSeq and is a predicted model, not a curated record. Bases 1 to 1038 code for a protein of 345 amino acids. The transcript is spliced from 4 exons. Gene Ontology annotation, molecular function: protein binding. Lineage: Eukaryota; Metazoa; Arthropoda; Insecta; Orthoptera; Acrididae.
AUGCUCGAAAAAGGGCAGGCGGCGUCGGUGGAAGGAGACCAACGCAGCCCCAAGGCACCAUCUAAGCUCGACAUACCACCUCGACGAGAAGACACGACCAUUCUGCUGUCGGGUGACGACAUGCAAAAACUUCCCAAGUGCCAUUUUGCUAAGAUGCGAGACCUUGGUCGGCGACUGCCGUUCCGCAGCCGAAGUGUGUCAAUUGCUGCCGUGCGGCCAUCGGAGAAGACGGCGGCAGCCCUUGCAGGCGAGUCAGCCGAGUACAGGGGGCAGCCCGGCCGACGCUCGGCCCCCCCUGCAGCUCGCGUGCGCCACGCCGCAGCCGCCUGCGUGGUAGGGGGCGUCGCUUGUGGGGGUCGCCUGCAGACGGCGCAGCCUGCCCUGGCCGCCCUCUGCCCUGGACGCGGUACAGUGUGUCCGUCAAGUCGUGCGCCCUCUCUGCUCCACAGUGCUGUCCCGGUGACCCAGUCUGGCCACACAGCCUGGCGGCGCUCACUCCCAGCUCAGCGACUGCCCUGUCCAGAAAAACACGGCAUUGCGGAGAGCCUCUCUCAACAGGAGAGAGGGAGGAGGCUGAUAGAGGCGGCCAGGCAGGGCGCGGUGGAGCAGCUGCGCGAGCUGCUGGUGGCGGGGGCGGACAUGGGGGCGAGGGAGGAGUGUGGGAGCGGCCGGACCGCCCUGCACUGGGCAGCAGACGGGGGUCACGUGGCGGCGGCCAGCUGCCUCAUCGGCGCCGGCGCGGAGGUCGACGCCAGGACCAGCCAGGAGCGGAGGACGCCCCUGCACUGGGCUGCACAGAGUGGCCACGCUGGUGUGGUGCGGCUGCUGGUCGGCGCCUCUGCUGACCCCAACGCCAGGGAUUGGCGGGGGCGGACGCCGCUGCACAGGGCCGCACAGUGGGGCCACGCAGUGGCGGCGACUGAGCUGCUCCUGGCGGGGGCGGACAGGGGGGCCAGGGAUGGGGGUGGCAGGACCCCCCUGGACCUCGCCAGGCAGAACGACGAGCAGGAACUGGUGGAUAUGCUGACACAACGCUGA